This is a messenger RNA of Solanum lycopersicum (tomato), 632 nucleotides long. RefSeq lists its product as uncharacterized. The record is from RefSeq and is a predicted model, not a curated record. NCBI's taxonomy places the organism in Eukaryota, Viridiplantae, Streptophyta, Magnoliopsida, Solanales, Solanaceae.
UGCCACAGUAAUGUCCCAACUGUCUCUGCUUCAACUUUUACAGUACCUUUUUCUCAAUUUCAUCUCUAUAAAUACCUUUCCUUUCUUUAAUAAAACUCAUCAAAUCAAAACCUCAACACUAAAACAUCAAAGUACCAAUUUUUUUCUCUCUCUAUUCCAAAACAUUAUAAGAAAAAAAAAGAUGGUCUGUUUUUGUUUCUUAGUAGAUCAAACAAAACAGGUGUGUAAGAGCAAACCCGUCGCCGGAACAUGUUCACGUUGCGGCGGCGGAGCUAGUGUAGCAGACAUGAAGACUGCUACACGGUUUUGUUAUGUUCCCUUUUAUUGGAAAAAUUGGAGAGCUAUUAUAUGUACAUUUUGUGGUGCGAUUCUUCGCUCUUAUCGAUGAAAUACGUUAUUAGAGUUUCAUAUUGGUCUUCUCUAAUUAUGAUUUUAUUAAAUAAGUCAAGUAAGUAUAUUUUCUGAGGUUGAGUUAGUAUUCUGUCUUUUAACCGGAUUUUAUUAUUAUUUAUUUUGAGAUCGAUUAAAUUUUAGAUGAUUUAGACUAUUUUUAUUUUAUUAAUGUACUAACAGUUGCUAUUGUAAAUAUAUUUGAGAAUUAAUAUUGGAAUUUGGAUCUCUUUUUACCUUUA